CUCACGUUUCAUAGUUUCAUCUUCUUAGCCUUCCUGGUAUUCAUAACUUGCGACGACUCGAAACUUCUUCGACUUUCUGCUCUUGAAAUUUUUUUCGUCCCAGCGACGGUAGAGUCCUGAACCUUCUUCUUCGACUCUCUCUCUCUCUCUCUCUCUCUCUCUGAAUUUUCCACUACAUAUCUUGAAAUCCCGCUGACACUCUGCUAUAUUUAUCUCUACUUUCGGCAAAGUUUACUCGUUAUUGGGGGGUUUUGAUCGGACAAUUUUUGGGGGUUCGAUCUCUGGUGGUAAUAACUCAUGCCAGAGAUCGAACGCUUGCCGGAGAACAAGAACGCUUUGUUUGGCAAAUAUGAACUCGGGAGGAUUUUGGGCUGUGGGGCCUUCGCGAAGGUCUAUUUUGCCCGUAAUGUCCAGAACGGCCAGAGCGUCGCCAUUAAGGUCAUCAACAAAAAGAAGAUAUGCGGCACCGGCCUCAUGUCUAACAUCAAGCGUGAAAUUACCAUUAUGAGUCGCCUCCAUCACCCCAACAUCGUGAGGCUCCACGAGGUCUUAGCCACCAAGACGAAGAUCUACUUCGUCAUGGAGUUCGUCAAGGGUGGCGAAUUGUUUGCCAAGAUUUCCAAGGGACGCUUCAGCGAGGAUCUGAGCCGGAAGUAUUUCCAACAGUUGAUAUCCGCCGUCGGGUACUGCCAUUCCCGCGGCGUGUUCCACCGUGACUUGAAGCCCGAGAAUCUCUUGCUCGACGAGAAUGGGAAUCUGAAGGUUUCGGACUUCGGACUCAGUGCCGUAAAAGAUCAGAACCGACACGAUGGUCUCCUUCAUACGCUCUGCGGCACGCCGGCUUACGUCGCACCGGAGAUUUUGGCCAAGCAAGGCUACGAUGGAGCGAAGGUGGAUGUGUGGUCCUGUGGCGUCAUCCUCUUCGUGCUGACAGCUGGAUACCUACCGUUCAACGACCCGAACCUCAUUGCCAUGUACAAGAAGAUCUACAAAGGCGAAUAUCGGUGCCCCCGAUGGAUGUCGCCCGACCUCCGGCGUUUUCUGUCGCGGCUCCUGGACACCAACCCGGAGACCCGAAUCACCAUCGACGAGAUCCUCCGGGACCCGUGGUUCAGGAAAGGGUACAAGGAGGUUAAAUUUCAUGAGGAACACUUCGGGUCUUCCUCAUGGAUGAAGUUCGAUGAGGCGGAGAAGAUGACUAAUCUGAGCGCAUUUGAUAUCAUCUCGUUCUCCUCCGGGUUGAACCUGUCCGGUUUGUUUGAUGAUCCGGACAGCACAGCGGAGGAAAGCGACCGUUUCGUGUUGGCAGCGCCACCGGACAAGCUUAUGGAGAGAGUGGAGGAGAUCGCCAAGGUGGAGAAACUCGUCGUGAAGAGGAAGAAGGAAUGUGGGGUGGAACUGGAGGGGCAGGAAGAUAAUUUCGGCAUUACAGUUGUUGUUUACCGGUUCACGGAAAGCCUGGUAUUAGUGGAGGCCCAAUGGCGAGGCAGGGACGGUGUCAACUUGUGGAAGAACAGGCUUAAGCCUCAGCUCUGUGCUGCCACCAGUCAAGAAACAGAUUCCCAGGUUGCCUGUGACUAAAAUCUCUGCCACUUCUCUUUUCCUCUCCUCUGAGCAAUUUAAAUUUAUAGUAGAAACAUUGUGGAGAUAAAAUAAUAAUUUAGGAUGGCGGUACAACCAUGGACAUACCAGUUGGUGGGUAUUUGUGAAACAUGGAUCGUGGUUAAUGAAUAAUUGAAUAUUAAGAGUGAUCAUAUAUUGUAGGCAUCCGAAUGGUUCCAUUUUGUAUAUUGUUGCUAUAUGUUGUGAAAUAGUAUGUGUGGUUUAUUGAAUAUUGCUAUGAUGUGGGGGAGGACUGGGGAAUGGUCCUCGUAAACCCACUGAGACUAUGAAUGAAUUUCAGUGUGUUUUAUUACCA
Molecule: messenger RNA, 1918 nt
Organism: Prosopis cineraria
Lineage: Eukaryota; Viridiplantae; Streptophyta; Magnoliopsida; Fabales; Fabaceae
Product: CBL-interacting serine/threonine-protein kinase 11
Exons: 1
Coding region: 298-1581 (427 amino acids)
Biological process (GO): protein phosphorylation; signal transduction
Molecular function (GO): ATP binding; protein kinase activity
Source: RefSeq, a predicted model, not a curated record